Messenger RNA from Melitaea cinxia (Glanville fritillary), 2542 nucleotides. Its product is annotated as probable ATP-dependent RNA helicase DDX43. The record is from RefSeq and is a predicted model, not a curated record. Gene Ontology annotation, molecular function: ATP binding; RNA helicase activity; RNA binding. Bases 1 to 2001 code for a protein of 666 amino acids. The transcript has a single exon. NCBI's taxonomy places the organism in Eukaryota, Metazoa, Arthropoda, Insecta, Lepidoptera, Nymphalidae.
AUGGAAGAAAAUUGGGAUAGUGAUGGAGAAGGGUGGGAUACGGUGCAGGCACCGGUUGCUGCAUCUCAUAAUGUCGGUGUCUCCGGCUCAAGCACCAACCGAGGAAGAACUAGAGGUGGUUAUACUCGAGGUCAAGGUCAGCACUACAAUACAACUUGGAGAGCACGUGGUGGACACCAUAGUGAAAGCCGAAACCGAGGAAACUUUCGAUAUGACAAUACUAAUAGAAAAGUUAUCACAAUUUCAUCUAAUAAAGUCGGGCGUGUUAUUGGCAAAGGAGGUAGUAAGAUUCGUGAUCUUGAAUACGAAACGGAUGCAAAAGUCAAAAUUGGCGAUUCUAGUGGAUAUUCCACUGAAAUAACUUUGUUUGGUACUAAUGACGCUAUAUCGAAAGUAGAAAGUUUGAUAAACGAAUUGGUAGAAGAGCGAAAGCCGCCUACGCCAAAGGAAAAUCCAAAUAACCAUAAAAAUGCUGUAAGCACUGCUACAAAUGAGGUAAGCAUUGAUAGAAACGAGUAUAUGAUGCUAAAUGAAAAUGGUGUGGAGGUUAUAGACUGGGAUAAACUUAAUGCCGCAUGCGAUAAAGCCCAAAAAGAGAAGUGGGAGAGGUUGCCAAAGGUUAACAAAAACUUCUAUAGAGAAGAUCCAACUGUCAGUAAUAUGACUCCUGCUGAAGUUUCUCGGUGGCGUUUAGCAAAUAACGACAUAAAAGUUAACCGAACCUUUGAGGAGAAAGAAGGAUUACCACCGAUACCCAACCCAGUAAUAACAUUCGAACAAGCAUUCCAAGACUACCCUGAAAUAUUAAAAGAAAUCUAUAAACAGGGAUUUAAGCAGCCAUCCCCUAUACAGAGUCAAGCUUGGCCAAUCUUAUUAAGAGGGGAUGAUAUGAUUGGCAUAGCUCAGACUGGUACGGGAAAAACUUUGGCUUUUUUGUUACCAGCAUUAAUUCAUAUUGAUGGACAGCCGACUCCGAGAGAAGAAAGAGAGGGGCCUACUGUUCUCAUCUUAGCUCCUACACGAGAACUUGCUCUACAAAUUCAUAAAGAGGUUAUAAAGUAUGAAUACAGAGGGAUUAAGUCUGUCUGCCUCUAUGGAGGAGGAGAUAGAAGAGAACAAAUCGAUACUGUUGCUAAAGGUGUUGAUAUAGUGAUCGCCACCCCUGGAAGAUUGAACGAUCUUACAAAGGCGGAACAUUUAAAUGCUAUUAAUUUUUCCUAUAUUGUUUUGGAUGAAGCGGACAGAAUGUUAGAUAUGGGAUUUGAACCCCAGAUUAAAAAAUCUUUGUUUGACGUUAGACCAGAUCGCCAAACCGUGAUGACUUCAGCUACCUGGCCUUCGGGAGUGCGGCGUCUUGCACAGACUUAUAUGAAAGAUCCUAUACAAGUCAACGUAGGAUCUUUAGAUCUCGCUGCAGUACAUACUGUUACACAGAAAAUUAUGUUCGUCGAAGAAGAUGACAAGGAGCAUACAUUAUACGAGUUUAUUGAGAAUAUGAAUAAAGAUGAAAAAGUUAUAAUCUUCUGUGGCAAGAAAGCCACCGCUAGACAUAUAAGCACCGAUCUGGCAGUAAAGGGGAUAGAGUGCCAAGCUUUACAUGGAGAUCGUGAUCAAAUCGACAGGGAGGCAGCUCUUGAAGAUAUGCUUGAAGGAACAGUUAACAUUUUAGUGGCGACAGAUGUCGCAUCUAGAGGUAUUGACAUAAAAGACUUGACCCAUGUUAUUAAUUUUGAUUUUCCACGUCAAAUUGAGGAAUAUGUACAUAGGGUAGGCAGAACUGGUAGAGCCGGUAAAACAGGAAUAGCCUUGUCUUUUAUUACAAGAAGUGACUGGGCUCACGCUAGUGAAUUAAUAAAGAUUCUGCAAGAGGCUAAUCAAGAUGUGCCUGAUGAGCUUCAAAAGAUGGCUGACCGGUUCAGCGCUAUGAAGCUUCGUAAAGACAGAGAUGGAGGAGAGAAGCGUGGGAGAGGAGGAUGGAAUAGAAGAGGUGCAUAUUACUAGCACUUAUCAUUACUAACAUAAUUAUCAUAUUUGUUUAAAAAACUUUUUUUUCGUAUUUUGUACAUUUUGCGUGUAAGCUAUUUAAAUACCUUUAAGCAUGGGGAAAAAUUUAGUAACUUUUUGUUAGAUACAAAGUAAAGUCAAAUUCCUGACUGAACUUUAUCUGUGAAUUAGUAUAUUAGUUAUAGAUGCAGUGAUUAUUAUACUUGUUUAUGAACUUUAUAGAUUUUUGAACUUUUCUAAAAAAUGAUAGGAGUCAAUAUUAACAACUUUUUAUGUGUACUUAUUUGCAUACAUAGAAUCUCACUUGUUUUAUAAUAGUCGGGUAUAUUAUUUUAGUUUUUGUUACAGGAUGUAACUAUUGCGUUUUUCUUUGAUUGUAGUCAGUAUAUUGUAUAAAAGCAGCCCUUGUAUAAAAACUUGAUAUUGUAUAAAAACAGCCACUGCUUUAACUAACAACAAUAUAGUAAAUAGAUUUAAGGUUUUCGUAAAUAUAGGUGUAUAGAUAAAUAUAAAUUGAAAUAAAACUCUCCAGUAUUUA